CCAGGGAGCGGGUAUAGGGCAAGAGCAUGCUCAGCCCUGGGAGAGAGCAUCAGGCUGGGAAGCGAGCUCCUCCAGCUGUCCAUACUUUACAAUAGCCAUACUUUAAAACGUCAUCUUUUUGUACUUGUAAGGGUAGCAGAGGGGCCAGUCAGGCUGAAUAAUGGGAUGGGCGUUUUCUGGGAGCUAGUGCAGCAGUUCGAUAAGCUGCUGGAGCUGACAGGCUGGGAGCAGAGGAGGGCUGGCUCACCCAGUGGAUCUUUAAACGCUGGCACUGCAGAUGCUCCACGGGAUGAGCUGUGUGUGUGCUGGUCCUGCGUGGAGUGGCUGUGCAGACAGAAGGGAGACACUCUCAGCUGAGCCUCAAACGUAUUGCUAUUGCUGCUGUGUUGUUCCUCUGAUCUCCUGCCUUUCCCAUGACGAUUUCCCAGUGUUCACAUUAUGGAUUUGAACACAGGCACCCAGCCACACUCUGUGACCAAGCCAGAGAUCCCAGACCAUGUUCUUUACACAGUAGGGACGUGCGUUCUUGUUAUUGGCUCCAUCGGCAUCAUAGGAAACCUCCUAGUUCUCUAUGCAUUUUACAGCAACAAGAAGCUGAGAACACCCCAGAACUUCUUUAUAAUGAAUUUGGCUGUGAGUGACUUCCUGAUGUCAGCUUCUCAGGCUCCCAUAUGCUUUAUCAACAGCUUGCACAGAGAGUGGAUCCUUGGAGAUAUAGGUUGUGACUUGUACGCUUUCUGCGGGGCGCUCUUUGGAAUAACCUCGAUGAUGACUCUGUUAGCUAUUUCUAUUGACCGCUACUUGGUGAUCACCAAGCCCCUGCGCUCCAUCCAGUGGACCUCCAAGAAGCGCACCAUGCAGAUCAUUGCUGCUGUAUGGCUGUACUCGCUGGGAUGGAGCGUAGCCCCUCUCCUUGGGUGGAGUUCCUACGUGCCUGAGGGCUUGAUGAUAUCCUGUACAUGGGACUAUGUAACCUACUCCCCUGCAAACAGAAGCUACACCAUGAUUUUAUGCUGCUGUGUAUUUUUUAUUCCGCUGAUAAUAAUACUCCAUUGCUACUUAUUUAUGUUCUUGGCCAUAAGAAGUACUGGCAGAGAUGUCCAAAAGCUUGGGUCCUGCAGCCGCAAAUCCUUCCUCUCUCAGUCUAUGAGGAAUGAAUGGAAACUGGCAAAAAUUGCAUUUGUGGUCAUCAUUGUUUAUGUCUUGUCCUGGUCUCCAUACGCUUGUGUCACUUUGAUUGCCUGGGCAGGCCGAGGAAACACUCUAACACCAUAUUCCAAAUCUGUGCCAGCUGUUAUUGCUAAAGCCUCUGCAAUCUACAACCCCAUCAUAUAUGCAAUAAUUCACCCGAGAUACAGAAAAACCAUCCACAAUGCUGUUCCCUGCUUGAGGUUCCUGAUCCGAAUAUCAAAGGAUGAUCUCCUGAGGGGCUCCAUAAAUGAAUCAUCAUUCAGGACCUCUCUCUCCAGCCACCAGUCUCUUGCUGGAAGGACCAAGAACACUUGUGUUUCAUCAGUUUCCACAGGAGAAGGAAACUGGAGCGAUGUGGAGCUUGACCCUGUAGAGCCAACUCAUGUGAAACUGCAGCCUCGCCGAAGUCAUUCUUUCUCAGCAAGUCUGAAACAGGAGAAGAGAGACCUGCUCCCAAAGACCUGUAGCUGCAAUGAAGAAACUGAAGAAAAGGUAUUGCUGUCAUCCAGCAGCCUGGAGAAGGUGCUGGGGCAGUCAGCCCUCUCCAGCUCCCCCGUAGCACUCGUGACCAGCUCCCUCCGAGCAGCCUCCUUGCCUGUCGGCUUGAACAGCAGCAGUGCCAGUGGAGGAGCACACUCAGAUACCUCACAGAUGGAAACUCAAGAAAGUCAUACUAGUGGAGGCCUGGACUCCAUUGUUAGCAAUACAGUCCCUCGAAUCAUUAUCAUUCCUACCUCAGAGACAAACCUGUUUCAAGAGGAACCUGAAGAAGAAGAGACUGAAUUAUUCCACUUCUGUGACAAAAAGAACAAUCUGUUGGAUUUGGAAGGUCUUAGCUCAUCUACAGAGUUCCUCGAAGCUGUUGAGAAGUUUCUAUCAUAAGUGCAUCAAAAGGAAACCUUCUGGCAAUUAUUUUCUUGGCAUCUUUUCCCCUUAAUUAUACCAAAUAACUGAAGCCUUGUAGGUUAGAUCAUCAGGCUUUUUGUAUGUCUAUAUGGUAGCCACUAGGCAGCCUUCAGAUUUACCUUUGUCCAGACUAGUUCAGGCAUGGAAAAAAGCUUUCUUUCAGAUCCAGCAGUACGAUCGAGUUGCACCACUGGAUUUGGCUGCCUGCUUUGUGGGGCCCUGAACCUUGAUAUGCAACCACAGAUACCAGCAGGAGGAAAAUAACUGAACUGAAAGAGGGGUAGCUGCUGAAUGUUUGUGCAACCUGCAUGUGAAACCACAUCCCUGUUUUGGCAGGUCUCUUAUGCAGGUGAUGGUAAGAACUAUGAGACCACAGCUUUCCACCAGCCCCAGAGGUAAUAUGUCUAGAUGAUCAAACUAUGUUUUAAUCAAAUUAUUUACAUAACUAUAUAUAAAUAUUAAUACAUGGACUAAUCAUGUAGCUGGGAGAAGUUUGCUUGCUUAUAAACUGUAGUGAGAGAAUGUUGGAUUUUACCUCAGCAUUAGUAUAAUCAAUUGCCUGAAUGUCAAACUGCAAGGUGCUAUAUGCUAAAACUUAGAAUUUCACCUCUGGAAGCAUUUAGAGCACCUUGAGAUUUUCAUUGUGGAUUAAAACGUGUAUGAACCCUAAUGAACCUGUGAUUAAAAGGAUGAUUAUCUACAGCUGGCUUGACAAUUCAUUCAAGAAAAUAAACCCUCAGCUGCUAUGUCA
Coturnix japonica (Japanese quail) is the source of this 2848-nucleotide messenger RNA. RefSeq names its product melanopsin-like. Lineage: Eukaryota; Metazoa; Chordata; Aves; Galliformes; Phasianidae. Gene Ontology annotation, molecular function: G protein-coupled receptor activity. Gene Ontology annotation, cellular component: membrane. Gene Ontology annotation, biological process: G protein-coupled receptor signaling pathway; visual perception. The record is from RefSeq and is a predicted model, not a curated record.